UCCUCUCUGUUUCCUGCGCUCAAUGCCACGUAAUUAGCGGCAGACGCAAAAUUCAAGCAACACUUCAGACUGUUAAAGGUGAAAGCAGACCCGCUGCGCUAACAGUGUCCCAGGUUUCCAUCACGGUAUUAUCAAUAAUUGGCACGUUUGGAAGUGAUCCAAGAUGCUGAAGUUGUUGAUUGUGUGCGCACUGGCCGCUAUGAGCACGGCUGAUAUCGCCGAGGAGGAGGACGUGCUCGUACUCAAGAAAAGUAACUUCGAGGAGGCCUUCAAAACUUACCCAAAUAUCCUUGUUGAAUUUUAUGCACCAUGGUGUGGGCACUGUAAAGCCCUGGCCCCCGAAUAUGCCAAAGCAGCUGGUAUGCUGAAAGCUGAAGGCUCAGACAUCAAACUAGCAAAGGUGGAUGCAACGGAGGAAUCUGAGCUCGCUCAGGAGUUUGGUGUUCGUGGAUAUCCCACCAUCAAGUUCUUCAAGGGAGGAGAGAAGGAAAACCCCAAGGAGUAUUCCGCUGGCCGACAGGCUGAUGACAUUGUCAACUGGCUGAAAAAGCGAACUGGCCCUGCAGCUACUACUUUAACUGAUGUGACCCAGGCAGAGUCUCUUAUUGCUGAUAAUGAGGUUGCAGUCAUUGGGUUCUUUAAGGAUGUUGAAUCAGAAAAUGCCAAGGCCUUCAUUAAAACAGCAGAGGCUGUGGAUGACAUCCCCUUUGGCAUCAUCUCUGAUGAUGCAGGCUUUUCAAAGUUUGAAGUGGCCAAGGAUGGUGUUGUUCUUUUUAAGAAGGAUGAUGCAAUCCCAACGAAAAAGGGUCACGAUCGUGUGUUGGAUCCGCAGGCGUUUGAUGAAGGUCGCAAUGCAUUUGAUGGAGUGGUCAGCAAAGAGAAGCUACUGACCUUCAUCAGAUCCAACCAACUUCCCCUGGUCAUUGAGUUUACAGAGCAGACUGCUCCAAAAAUAUUUGGAGGCGUCAUCAAGUCCCACAUCCUAAUGUUUGUUCCCAAAACGGCCAAAGACUUCCAGGAUAAGAUGGACCAAUUUAAGAAGGCAGCUGAGGGUUUCAAAGGCAAAAUCCUCUUCAUCUUUAUUGACAGUGAUGUGGAUGAUAAUCAGCGAAUUCUGGAAUUCUUUGGUCUUAAGAAGGAAGCGUGCCCAGCAAUCCGCCUCAUUACCCUAGAGGAAGAGAUGACCAAAUAUAAACCAGAAACCUCAGAAAUCACAGCAGAGAACAUCAUCUCCUUCUGCACAGCCUUCACAGAGGGAAAACUUAAGCCUCAUUUGAUGAGUCAGGACAUUCCCGAUGACUGGGAUAAGAACCCGGUCAAGGUCCUGGUGGGCAAAAACUUUGAAGAGGUUGCCUUCGACCCUGCUAAGAAUGUAUUUGUAGAGUUUUAUGCCCCAUGGUGUGGUCACUGUAAACAGCUGGCACCCAUCUGGGAUCAAUUGGGUGAGAAAUUCAAAGACACCGCAAAUAUUGUUGUGGCCAAGAUGGACUCCACAGCCAAUGAGAUUGAAACUGUCAAAGUGCAUAGCUUCCCCACGCUCAAGUUCUUCCCUGCUGGUGAUGACCGUAAGGUAAUUGACUACAAUGGUGAGAGAACGCUAGAUGGAUUCACUAAGUUUUUGGAGAGCGGAGGAAAAGAAGGUGGGGCACCAGCAGAUGAUGAGGAGGAUGAAGAUUCUGAUGAUCUGGAUCUUGAUGAUGCAGAAGAGGAUGAUUCAGAUGUGGAUGAGGGACACGAUGAGUUAUAAGAGUCAUGAAGAAAAGGCGAGACAAACCCCUUCACCACCACCUCCAAUUUAGACCUCCCUGUCUACGAACACUAAAGCUUUUCUGAACUAAUCCUAACUAAACAGCCCCUGGGCAUUACAGGGUCUUUCAGCCAGCUGCCGUUACCAGUCCAGCCCAACCAUCUGCAGCCCAGAGAAUGCCUCUUUGCCCACAAAAACUUUUAUCUCUGAAUUGUUUUACUGUACAGUUUGUUUGUUGCAUUAAAACAUAUUAGGUUUUUAGGUUUAAUUCUAAUGGUAAUCUGUUGAACUGCUCUUUAUACCUACCCACUACCUCCUUUUGUGAUCUGGAGGAUCAGUAUUAAGAUUUUGCAGUAUAAUUCUGGAAAUACUCUCCUGAUGAAGGAGGGGGAUGGCCAAUUAUCCUGCCUUAAUUCUGCGAUAUGCAUGAGUGGACAUUUCAGGGCAGAGGAGCUGUAGGUCAUUCCAUUUGGGUGGAAAUAAAAAUUAUGGGAUGCUAUUACAGUGUGAACCAAACUGAGGUACCUUUGCGGUUUCAUUAGUCAAACCACAUUUUCAUAUUUUUCCUUUUCCAAAUUAACACCUGCUACUGAAUUAUUUUUAAAGAUGUAAAAGUGUAGAACUUAUUUAAUUUUAUAUUUCAAUUAUUUUCUUUAUUAUAAUCUUCCAUACUGAAGGGCCCAGAAACAGCACUUCUGUUGAAUUGCCUGGGGCAGAGUUGGCCCUGUCAGCUUUCUGGUUGUCUGGGAGGAUGAUUUGAAAUGUUUUGCACUUCAUUCAGAUUCCAUAUCCGUUACUGGAAUAAAGAUUUAUCAUAUUGUAUGGACAAUAACUCCCCUAUACCUUGCUUUCCAUCACUUUAGUGUAAGAUUCCUUCGUGCAGGUAUAAUAACAGUUGAUGACGUCAGAGUGAUGGGGAGGAGAAAGUGUUCUUGUAACCAACAUAAUCAGUCUUUUCCCCUUCUUAUGCCAGGGUUCAGGGUUGUGCGCAUGUGUGAUUUGUCUAACCCUAAUGUUGUUGGUCUUUAUCUAUUUUUCUAGGAGCGGUGAAUUUCAGGGGUGAUGUUUAAAGAAAGGGGGGGUUCAGAAAUUCAGUUGAGAGGAUUUGGGUUUUAAAAUUUGUCAAAAUGUUUGAGACAAAGCAUUCCAUUGCAUUAAAAUAGAUAAUAUAAACUGGUGGCCAAAUAAACAACAAAAUAGUAA
Carassius gibelio (silver crucian carp) is the source of this 2950-nucleotide messenger RNA. It is a transcript of the gene p4hb, whose product is annotated as prolyl 4-hydroxylase, beta polypeptide. The coding region runs from base 164 to 1747 and encodes 527 amino acids. Gene Ontology annotation, biological process: protein folding; response to endoplasmic reticulum stress. The transcript has 12 exons. The record is from RefSeq and is a predicted model, not a curated record. Gene Ontology annotation, cellular component: endoplasmic reticulum. Lineage: Eukaryota; Metazoa; Chordata; Actinopteri; Cypriniformes; Cyprinidae. Gene Ontology annotation, molecular function: protein disulfide isomerase activity.